This is a messenger RNA of Manis pentadactyla (Chinese pangolin), 1193 nucleotides long. RefSeq names its product non-histone chromosomal protein HMG-14-like. NCBI's taxonomy places the organism in Eukaryota, Metazoa, Chordata, Mammalia, Pholidota, Manidae. Gene Ontology annotation, biological process: chromatin organization. Gene Ontology annotation, molecular function: nucleosomal DNA binding. Gene Ontology annotation, cellular component: nucleus; chromatin. The record is from RefSeq and is a predicted model, not a curated record.
GCGGCGGGAGGAGCGGCAGCGGCCAGGCAGCCCAGCUUCGCAAAGGCUCUCGGCGCGCCGCGGCUCGCAGGCACCUGGCACGCGCCCGCCUCGCCGCCACGAUGCCCAAGAGGAAGGUCAGCUCCGCCGAGGGCGCGGCGAAGGAGGAGCCCAAGAGGUCGGCCAGGUUGUCAGCUAAACCUGCUCCUGCAAAAGUGGAAACGAAGCCAAAAAAGGUGGCAGGAAAGGAUAAAUCUUCAGACAAGAAAGUGCAAACAAAAGGGAAAAGGGGAGCAAAGGGAAAGCAAGCCGAAGUGGCUGACCAGGAAGCUAAAGAAGAUUUACCCGCAGAAAACGGAGAAACUAAAACUGAGAGUCCAGCCUCUGAUGAAGCAGGAGAGAAAGAAGCCAAGUCUGAUUAAUAUCAUAUACCAUGUCUUAUCAGUGGUCCCUGUCUCCCUUCUUAUACAAUCCAGAGGAAUAUUUUUAUCAACUAUUUUUUAAAUGGCAAGUUUUUUAGUAGCUCUAGAAACAUUUUUAAGAAGGAGGGGAUCCCACCUCAUCCCAUUUUUUAAGUGUAAAUGCUUUUUUUUAAGAGGUGAAAUCAUUUGCUGGUUGUUUAUUUUUUGGUACAACCAGAACAAAGUGGGGUAUUGAAUAUGGGAGGCUUUGAUUGUUUUGGGUGUCAGCUUAACAUUCCAUAAUGGGGGUAGUUUUUAUAACCUGUAAUAUAAACAUAAACGAAAUGGCAAUUUGGAUUCAGUUGUGCAUUUAAUAUAUCUUGAACAUUUUAAAUUACUUCUACUCCUGUGUUGUCUCUAGUACAUUUCCUAAAGAAAACCACUCCUUGAUCUUGGCUCUCCUGUCAGAAUUGCGUGCACUCUGUAACAUCUUUGGUCUUGGUAGUCCAGUUUUCCUAGUAACUUUGUUAAUGUGCUGUGAAAGAUUAAAAAUCUGCAUAUGUAGUGUAUAUGAUAAGUUGUGAAUUAGUGAAACUGAUGUAACAGCAUAUCAAUAUUUGAAAAUACGGUACUUGAUAUCCUAUUAAGGAAAACUUGCCUCCAAAGUUUAAGCUGGAAAGUCACUGGAAUAACUGUUGAGAAAAAAAUCACAAUUACGUGAUUUUCUAGAUAUUUGGUACAUACGUUAAGAAUUGUGUACAAAUUGAAAUGUCUGUGUACUGACCCUCAAAUAAAACCUCAAUUCUAAAAGAA